AUGGGAGUACUUGCUGCAAUUCAAGACGGAAAUAAGAAAGGACACAAUCUCAGAUUGACCAUAACAGAUUUGGAUGGUCACAUUUACUAUGCACAUGGCAAUGAACAAACAGCCGCAAAACUUCUUGACGCAUUCAAGACUACAAAGAGAGAACAAAUGGUUGACUCCGACUCAGACAUUUUGAAUGCAAUUGAAGGAAUUGCAAGUGUCAAGUUCGAAUGGUACCAACCUAACCCUCAAGCAGUCAGACAACAUGCUGGAUACUUCCCGUUCAUAAAUAAGUCUGACAUUGACUUGACAAGGUAUGGAAUUUACAAUUCAAUUGAAACAAUUGUCAAUGAACCUUGUAUUCUUACAUGUCUCAGGAACUCUGGUCUUGUUACAGAUGAGAAGAUGAAGUAUCUUGAGUCAUGUGUGAAGACAAGGUACAUUCUCAGAGGUCAAUUGGCAAAAAUUGCACCGUUGGCAAAUGUCAAUAUCCGAGUCAACAUACCUACAGCUAAAGGUUCUUCACAUGACGACUAUGUUGUUGACAAAGACUUACCAUGGUUGAAGAUUGUAAUUGUCCACAACCACUU
This is a messenger RNA of Trichomonas vaginalis G3, 578 nucleotides long. RefSeq lists its product as uncharacterized. The annotation marks the transcript as partial. The record is from RefSeq and is a predicted model, not a curated record. Lineage: Eukaryota; Parabasalia; Trichomonadida; Trichomonadidae. The transcript has a single exon.